GCACAUGCCACAUUGAGGAAAUUGGCCAACAUGGGCGCGAAGAUGUUGAGGUUGAUACUUUGAGUUGGCUGCAGACAAGGCACAGCGCAAGUGACUCCACGGAUGAUGUUUCCACCUCGCCUGCAAGCAGUGCUCGCAAUGUACGGCCUGAUGCAGCUAGAGUGAAAACCAGCACCGUUGACACUGUCGACACUGAUGCGGAGCAUGUGCAUCACGUAGAUGAGACUAAUGAGAGUUUGAAGCCGAGCCCACACACCAGCAAGCAACACAUGAAGGGGAAGAUUCCAUGGAUAGUGGUGCAUCACAUUUGGACGGACGAUGAUGCACCAAGACAUCAUCACUGGUCCCACAACACCCGACACUUUGCCCAUCCGCACCAUCACACUGAAAGUCAGCACCAUCAUCACCACAGCUGGACGGAAGCGCCAUGGUGGACAGAUGACAUGCAUGCGCCUCCUCCUCACCCCACAGAUCACCCUGAUGACAGUGGAUGGACCGACCAUCCAGGACACAGGGUACCACAUACAACUCCGCACAAUCACAACAAAAAUCAGCCCAUCCACCAAUGGCUAAGCACCAGCUGGCAGGACAAUUGGAAAGAUCUACCUGGCACCACCCCUACUACGACCUCUUCUGUAGCAGCGCCUGUCAGCACAACACAUGUGCACACAUCACAACCACUUCCAUCAACAACAUACACUGCGCCCCCAUCAACAAGCAUGAUGCCAACCAUGGCAGCAACAACCACGGCUGCAGCAGCAACCGCGGCAGCAACAACAGAAGCAACUACAAUUACAACAGACUCUGGAGCCACAACUGCAUCGACAACAACAGUUUCGAGAACAACAGCUUCAGGAACUACAAUGACCACUGCCACCCCAACUAAUGCCACGUCCUCCACCACAUCCACCGUAGAAACCACGGAAGCGACGGAAACCACGCAAACCACGACUGCCUCGUCCACCACAGCUACAGCGACCACAACGUCCACCACAGACACCACCACAGCCACCACCACUACACCAAGCACCACACCCACUACCACACCCACCGCCACACCCGCUACACCUACCACACCCCCCACAGCCACCACAGCCACCACAGCCACCACAGCCACCACAGCCACCACAGCCACCACAGCCACCACAGCCACCACACCCAUCUCACCCACCACACCCACCUCACCCACCACACCCACCUCACCCGUUACACCCACCACACCCGCCACACCCACCACACCCACCACAUCCACCACAAUUACCACACCAACCACAACCACCACACCAACUACCACGCCUGCCACACCGCCCACAACCACAACCACGACUGCGAUCACAACGACACCUAGUCCUCCAAGUACGCCUGCAACCACAACAACUUUCCUGGAAAUGCAUCCGCCCGACAUGUCCAACAAGCACUGCCGUCCCCUGGACGCUGCCGGAAACCCAACUGGAUUGCAUGUCCGUCUACGAAAGGAGGUACAUAAUGUCAAUGAAGAAGAGUGGGCAAGAUUUCGCGAUGGCAUGCGGGCGCUGAAGGUCCGAUUCUUGCAAGACCCGGCUGCAUUCCAGUGUCCCACGCAAAGCCAGGGGUUUUGCAGCGAUUUUCGCGAUUACCCACAGACAUGGGAGUCCUUCAUCUCACUUUAUCCUCGGCUGCAUGAUCAGCCAACUGACUUUUUGGUGGCUCACAGAAAGUUUGUGUAUGAUAUGGAGACAACACUUCAAAAUCUGACUGGAAGCUGUGAGCUCUUCAUCCCGUACUUCCAGUCUUUUGCCUUCUCUGUUGAUCCUAUGUCUGCUCCUGUGUGGUCAACGGACCGCUUGGGAAGCGUGCCAUCCUGGUGGGAAACACGAGAUUGCGAGUAUGGCUUUUUCAGCGACCCAGCCUGGUGUGUGGAUGAUGGCGUUGCCCAAG
Molecule: messenger RNA, 1917 nt
Organism: Symbiodinium pilosum
Lineage: Eukaryota; Dinophyceae; Suessiales; Symbiodiniaceae
Source: the annotation of a GenBank genome assembly